Messenger RNA from Scylla paramamosain (green mud crab), 724 nucleotides. RefSeq lists its product as uncharacterized. NCBI's taxonomy places the organism in Eukaryota, Metazoa, Arthropoda, Malacostraca, Decapoda, Portunidae. The record is from RefSeq and is a predicted model, not a curated record. Bases 242 to 682 code for a protein of 146 amino acids. The transcript is spliced from 3 exons.
AGCGACACGUCUGGGUACUAUGACCUGACCCCGGACUCCUCCAGCGGGGCAUCCGGGGCAAAGACAUUCAAUUUAGAGGAUAUUCCGUACCCUACCAGAGAGAGUGAGAGGCACAGCCCCUCCAACAUGUCCCUCUCCUCCUCCUCCUCUGCCCCACCCACCCCGCCCCGCCCCCCCCACCCCAGACACCCUGGAUGCCAUCCCCAUUCCCCCACCCACCCUGGACCUCACCAACAUCCCCAUGCCGCCCGUCACCUUCACCAUCACCCCGCCAUCCCCCAUCCCCAGGCCCAAGAAGGACCCCCUGCCAAGACCCAAGCCCCCGGUCCCCCUUCCUCCCAUGGCAGCUGCCCCACUGCCCCCCUUAUCCGUCCCCUUGCCCUGCCCCACGCCUGCCCACAGGGAGGAGUCCCUACCAGCCUCGCCGCCCCGGGAGGUGCCCCCCAUCGGAGGGGCGCCGGUGUCCCCCGGGGGACAUGACAGCGACGACGACGAGCCCCCCGUCCUGCAUCCCCCGGCCCCCGAGCCCCGCCCCACCCACCACCAGCCACACCACCAUAUAGCCUUGGCUUCCUGCGGCCUUCACCCUGCUCAUGACACAUCAAUCCACGCCGGCCGGGACCUUACGCCUUCGAUGUAUGUACCCCAGCCCGCCCCUACCACCACAGCCCGCAUACCCUAGAGCGCCCCCCCACAUGCUGGCCUCUUCCCUGCUUCACGGCCA